This is a messenger RNA of Halteromyces radiatus, 1844 nucleotides long. Its product is annotated as MBOAT, membrane-bound O-acyltransferase family-domain-containing protein. Gene Ontology annotation, cellular component: endoplasmic reticulum. NCBI's taxonomy places the organism in Eukaryota, Fungi, Mucoromycota, Mucoromycetes, Mucorales, Cunninghamellaceae. The record is from RefSeq and is a predicted model, not a curated record. The transcript has 9 exons. The coding region runs from base 76 to 1737 and encodes 553 amino acids. Gene Ontology annotation, biological process: GPI anchor biosynthetic process.
UUUUUUUUUUGAUUCCCGAUUCUUGUCUAAUUUUUUUUCUUUUUUUCUCUCAUAUAUACUAUUCAAUAUCAUAGUAUGACUGGUUCCUCUUUACCAUCAUCAAAAGAUGAAAAACAAAAUACGAAAACACAAACAAAUUUAACUACUAAUCCUCCACGUUGGAAUACACCAGAAUUUUACUUUUAUUAUCUAUGCUUUAUUAUCAUUGUACCUUACAUGUUUUACAUAGCUCAUAGUGUGAGCAAAGAAACCAAUCCACAUUACCCAGAAUACGCGUCAAGGUUAUCUGAUGGUUGGAUCUUUGGAAGAAAAGUGGAUAAUAGUGAUGCUCAAUACGCUCAUUUUCGAGACAAUUUACCCAAGCUUCUCCUUCUAUCUAUUUUAUUUGUUGGUUUCAAUCGAUUAAUGUCAGUUUUUACCAAAGGAACAGUCAAAGGACGGUUACAGUUACUCUCCUUUACUUCAUUGAUUGUUGUUGUUGGUCUUCAUGGAACAAGUGCUAUCAAGAUUUUAAUCAUCAUUUCUACAAGUUAUUUAAUUGGCAGAUUUACAGGUGGUUCCAAGUUGAAUCCAAUCUUAUCAUGGGCCUUUAAUUUAGGAAUUUUAUUUUUAAAUGAAGCUCAUAAUGGUUAUACUUUUACUAGUAUUCACUCACAAUUGGACUGGUUGGAUGAAUACCCUGGUAUCUCACCUAGAUGGCAUAUCUUAUUCAACUUUGUCAUGUUACGACUUAUUUCUUAUAAUAUGGAUUACUAUUGGCAAAUCAAGAAACCUCGAUUGGAAUACAAGAAGAACGACGAUGAUUUGACAACUGUAGCACUCUCAGAUAGAGAUCGAAUUGACAUACCAUGCAAUUCCUCAGAUUACAACUACAUCUACUUUUUAGCCUAUGUUUUAUAUACCCCUCUUUAUAUGUGUGGACCUAUUCUUACUUACAAUGACUUUAUAUCUCAGUUGUAUAUCCCUUCUCCACAUGUUACUCGAAGAUUUGUGACCAUCUAUGGAUUACGACUAGUAGGUGUUAUCUUAGUAAUGGAAUGGACUUUGCAUUAUAUUUAUGUUGUGGCUAUCAGUAAAGAAAGGGCAUGGGAUGGUGAUACUCCACUUGAACUCAGUAUGAUAGGUUACUUCAAUCUGGUGAUUAUUUGGAUGAAACUCUUGAUUCUUUGGCGAUUCUUCCGACUUUGGGCUUUGGUAGAUGGUAUUUGGACAGAAGAAAAUAUGGUACGAUGCAUGAGUAACAACUUUUCAGCACAAAGGUUUUGGAAGAGUUGGCAUCGUACAUUCAAUCGUUGGCUUAUUCGAUAUGUAUAUAUUCCCUUGGGUGGUGCCAAAUACUUUAUGUUCAACAUGUGGAUUGUGUUUACCUUUGUAGCAUUAUGGCAUGACAUUGAAUUGAAAUUACUGGCCUGGGGAUGGUUAAUUUGUCUUUUCUUAUUACCGGAAAUCAUCGCAUCACAGCUCUUUAGUUACAAAAAGUUUGGUCACAAAUGGUAUUAUCGUUUUGUUUGUGGUAUUGGUGCUGUAGGUAAUAUCUUGAUGAUGAUGAUCGCUAAUCUUGUUGGAUUCUGUGUUGGUUUGGAUGGCAUGAAGGAUAUGUUGGUACAAAUCUUUGGGACUGUGGAUGGCUUGAUAUAUCUGUUCUCAGUGAUUUGUACCUUAUUUGUUGGUGUACAAGUGAUGUUUGAAAUCCGAGAAUCUGAAAAACGCCGUGGUGACAAGCGAUACCUCAUGUAGUUAUAGAAUCAUAUUAUAGUAUUCCAGGUGGGUGAUGAUGAUCAUCUUUUUUUUUUUUAAGAAUAAUAAAGAUGCUAUCCUUGUUGGGAUAUCAUGAUGACAAAAUA